CGGGGCAGCGCAAGCGGGAGCGGCGCGGGCGGAGCGGCCGCCAUGAGCUUCCUCAGCCUGCAGCGGGCGGCGCCGCCGCGGCGCGUCUCGGCCCGGCGGGCGGCGGCCCCGAUCCGGCAGAAGCUGCUGUUCCUGAGCGGCCACAGCGACUGCGAGGAGGAGGAGGAAGAGGAGGAGGAGGAAGGCUGCGGCAGCAGCAGCGCCAACAGCACCGGCGAGGACUCGGCGUUCCAGGAGGCGGACUCGCCGCUCUCCGCCGCGCGCACCCCGGCGCGGAGCGACCCGCCCCUGCUGGAGGAGGAGGAGGAGAUGGAGCCGGCGGCGGCGCCGCUGCCGGACGAGGGGGACUCGUGGGAAGAGGAGGGCUUCGGCUCCUCGCCGGUCAAGUCGCCCGGAGCCUACUUCCUGCUCGACUCGCCCUCGCCGCUGGCCCCGCACAAGGGCCGGCGCUGCUGCGAGCGCUCCCCGCCGCACCGGGCGGCCGGCGGGUACCGGGGGGCGCGGGGCGAGGAGCCCGGCUCGCCGCUGCCCGACUACCCGGGCACGCCGCCGCACAAGACCCUGCGCAAGCUGCGCCUGUUCGACACGCCGCACACGCCCAAGAGUUUGCUUUCUAAAGCACAAGGUUUAGGCUCCAGCUCAGUCAAACUUCGAGGGGGCUCGUUGUUUAUGAAUGUUGGGAAAUCAGAGAAGCAAGAAGAAAAUUUUAGACAAACACCUCAUGUGAACAUCAAUCCCUUCACUCCCGAUUCCAUGUUCCUUCACAACUCUGAAGGCAAAUGUCGUAGGAGGAAGAGGAUACACUGGAAUGACUCUUGUGGAGAGGACAUGGAACCAAGUGAUGGAGAGCCUGAAGAGGAAACCAUGAGACCUGCUAAGAGGAUAACAAUAACAGAAAGUAACAUGAAGUCCCGGUAUGAAACUGAAUUCCAUGAACUGGAAAAGAUUGGGUCUGGUGAAUUUGGCUCUGUGUUUAAGUGUGUCAAGAGGCUGGAUGGCUGCAUCUAUGCAAUAAAACGAUCCAAGAAACCCCUGGCUGGCUCAGUGGACGAGCAGAAUGCUUUAAGAGAGGUCUAUGCACAUGCAGUUCUGGGACAGCAUUCUCAUGUAGUGAGGUACUACUCUGCAUGGGCAGAGGAUGAUCACAUGCUUAUACAGAAUGAAUAUUGCAAUGGUGGCAGUUUAGCAGAUGCCAUAAGUGAAAAUUACAGGAAUAUGCGUUACUUUACUGAACCAGAACUGAAGGACUUGCUGCUUCAAGUGGCUCGGGGUUUAAAGUACAUUCAUUCAAUGUCCCUGGUACACAUGGAUAUCAAACCUAGUAACAUUUUCAUAUCUAGAACAUCAGUCCCAAGUAUAACUCUAGAGGAAGGUGAUGAUGAUGACUGGUCAUCUGAUAGAGUCAUAUUUAAAAUAGGUGACCUAGGCCAUGUAACUCGAGUUUCUAGUCCUCAAGUGGAAGAAGGUGACAGCCGUUUCCUUGCAAAUGAAGUCCUACAAGAGAACUACACUCACUUGCCAAAAGCGGAUAUUUUUGCUCUCGCUCUGACUGUUGUCUGUGCUGCUGGCGCUGAACCACUUCCAACUAAUGGGGACCAGUGGCAUGAAAUUCGGCAAGGAAAACUGCCCAGACUACCACAAGUGCUUUCUCAAGAAUUACUAGACUUACUAAAAGUUAUGAUUAAUCCUGAUCCUGAGAAAAGGCCUUCAGCUGUGGCACUAGUGAAGCAUUCAGUGCUUCUCUCUGCUGCAAAAAAGAGCGCCGAGCAGCUCCGGAUAGAGCUAAAUGCUGAAAAAUUCAAGAACUCACUCUUGCAAAAAGAGCUGAAGAAGGCGCAGAUGGCGAAGGCCGCGGCCGAGGAGCGCGCGCUGUUCACGGACAGAAUGACCACGCGGUCCACGACGCAGAGCCGCCCGUCGCGGCUCAUCGGGAAGAAAAUGAACCGCUCCCUGAGCCUCACCAUCUACUGAGCACAGAGGCCAGGGCAGCUGCAGACAGCCACAGCUCCUCUGCCCGACCGAAACCUAAGGAACUGAAGGAAGCCUUCAGUUCCUGGUUUCUUGUCCUGUAGUCGGUAUCACCAGUUUUACAGCUAUUGCUUCUGGUUUUUACUUGUACUCUGUGGCUGAUUCUCUGUUAACCAUUUGGGUUGAUGGACUCAGUUACUCUCCUGUCUGUAGAGGAUCCUGGAUGUUACUCCAUAAGCCUUUCGGUUACACUGUUAGAUGUUAUGCUGUCCCAGGGUUAACCACUAUAGUGGUGUGCUGCUUUGUAGUGUUACAGCAUUGUAAUAAGAAGCAAUAUCCCUGAUCUUUUAAGAAGGAGGGAAGGGGCCUUACUUUGAUAGUUAAUUUUUUUUUUUGGAGCAGAGGGGGAAUAAAUUUUAAAAGACAGGCUUUAAGGCCACCUACAGUCAAUGUACCUGAUGUCAGGUAGACUUUUGUUGUGAAUUUUAUUUGUAUAUUCAACUGGGAGCACUUUGUAGGCAUUGCAUAAACCACAGCUUAGGAACCUGUGGAAUUAAGUGCCAUGUGGAACUGCUGCUAUUUUUAGUUCAAUGUCCUUGCUGUAAACUGUAGCAUUAAAACAAUCAUUAUUGUGUUAAUAGGCUUCUUGUUAAAGCAACUAAGUGAAACAAAUGUAAGCUGCAUUUUAGUGAAGGCAGCAUUUUUCUCUCAAAGCUAGUGCAUUGUGAAAAAAUGCACCAAUUUAAUAUUUGGAUUCUUUAUUAGUGUAGUGCAAAUGUUAAUGUCUUUGCUAUUGAUGUUUUGUUCUACUUUCUAAUAAGGUUCUCUGAAUGUUCAUAUUUUCUUCAGUUGCCCAUUCUUGAGGCUAUUGUAUGUUUGGUUUUUUUAUGUUGGAAUACUUGUAAAUAGUUGUUUAGUGUGUUCAGGUUGUUUUUCAUUGUUUAUGUACAUAAGUUUGAUCAUGCUUAUAGUGUACUAUACAGAAACUGCAGUCUGGGAUGCCAGCAGAUAUUGAACCUAGGCUGACAGAAGAACUGUUCUGAUUACUGGCUUGUCUCUUCAUUCAUUUUACUUAAAACAAUGUUUCCCUUUUGUGCUCUAUUUGUUCUUACUAGUGUUGAAUUUGAAUAUUAAAGUUAAAAGUUCUGUUUGUUUAA
This is a messenger RNA of Vidua chalybeata, 3125 nucleotides long. It is a transcript of the gene WEE1, whose product is annotated as WEE1 G2 checkpoint kinase. The record is from RefSeq and is a predicted model, not a curated record. The coding region runs from base 43 to 1971 and encodes 642 amino acids. Gene Ontology annotation, molecular function: magnesium ion binding; non-membrane spanning protein tyrosine kinase activity; ATP binding. The transcript has 11 exons. Gene Ontology annotation, biological process: mitotic cell cycle; protein phosphorylation. NCBI's taxonomy places the organism in Eukaryota, Metazoa, Chordata, Aves, Passeriformes, Viduidae. Gene Ontology annotation, cellular component: nucleus.